AUGUUUUUGUUUGUAUUUUUAAUAUUAAACUUUACACAUUGUACUAAUAAUAAUAGUCUAAAUACUAAUAAUACCAAAAGAAGGGUGAAUGAAACCAUUGAUGUCAGCGGAUACGUGAAAAUAAGUGAUAAGCUCUAUAGAGCUACCUGCAACUGCCCAUCGCAUAUUAAAUCCCUUCAAGAUAUGAUUUACAGAACUAACACACUAUGCCGACCUUCUAAAAUAAAGGUCAGAACACACAACUGUGACCAAGUCGAUAAGGAAAUAAUUGAUAAUUUCAUGUACAUACCCCCGAAUGAUUUUGUUUACAUCUCUGAGCAUCAUUUAUCCCCUAUGGAUUCUAGAAACUCUUCAAAGUCGUUCUUCUGUCCAGGUGGCGAUUUAGGGAUGUUUAUGGGAGUUUUGAUGAACAUAUUUAAAUAUAACAACAAUAAUAACCUGUUGAGUGAAAGCGUAGUGACAGAUAUACUUAAGGACUACCUAAUGACGUUGUCUGAAAAUGUUAAUUUUUACUACAACAUUGAUGAAACUGCACUAAAUAACAUGAAAUCCGCGCUCAAUUGGGACAUGAUUGACCUAUACAACAUCAACUUCAACUACCACGAUAUCGUCAAGAAAUUAUUAAUUGAAAAUAUAAGUGAUCAAUACAUAAAGUAUUUGUACGAAUUGUACGAUAAUAAACAAAUAAUAAUUUGGAGCAUAUAUUCUUUUUUUAAUUUACUCUGGGACAAAUCAAGUGAAAAGUUGAGGAUAAAUACAUAUCCAGCAGGACCUCAAAAUCCUUCUGUUUUCAUAAAAGUUGAUGUAAACUUUGGUUGUGAAAUGGCAGAGGUGUUUCCUCUACUAGAUGCACCACUAAAGGACAAACCGCUGUUGAUAUACUCUGAGCUUCCCAUGAUUGUCAAGAGGAACAACCUAGUUAAGCAAAUCAGGGACAAAUUUAACCUUGGAAUCGAUGAUAUAAAUUUAAUUUAUAACAACUUGUACAACGUCAAUUUCUCGCUGCUUAACAACUUUCGUAAGUCCCCUGCUCCAAUAACUUUUUAGUAAAACGAUACAAUAAUAUGCACUACUACAACAUUCUCUAUGUAUAAAGAAAUUUCAUAAGUAAUGUAAAAAGAAGGUAAUUUAAGGUUUAAAAUUAAUAUUGUACUGUUUGAGUA
This is a messenger RNA of Theileria parva strain Muguga, 1163 nucleotides long. RefSeq lists its product as uncharacterized. The record is from RefSeq and is a predicted model, not a curated record. The coding region runs from base 1 to 1047 and encodes 348 amino acids. Lineage: Eukaryota; Apicomplexa; Aconoidasida; Piroplasmida; Theileriidae. The transcript has 8 exons.